Molecule: messenger RNA, 759 nt
Organism: Monopterus albus (swamp eel)
Lineage: Eukaryota; Metazoa; Chordata; Actinopteri; Synbranchiformes; Synbranchidae
Product: structural maintenance of chromosomes flexible hinge domain-containing protein 1-like
Exons: 6
Coding region: 27-713 (228 amino acids)
Biological process (GO): double-strand break repair
Source: RefSeq, a predicted model, not a curated record
GAAAUCAGGAGAGCAGUAGUUCUGUCAUGGUGACAGGAGUAUGUUUUGAAGGUGGGACUCCUGGCUCUAGAGAGAUGCGCUUCACCUACAGGGACUAUAUGGAGUGUGUCAUGGUUAAGGUGACUGCUGGAGACCCUGCAAAGCUUAAACUAGUCGGCGAGCCACAACCACCUUUGCAGGUGUUAAAUGGGCACGGCAUCCCCACACCAUUCGUUGUCCAACUGCUUGACAAGUGGGGAAACCCCUCUCAGGACCAGAGGGUUGUGGUGAAGUUGUGUUCACUCCCAGCUCUGAAGGUAACGGCAAACGUUUCUUCACAACCAGUGAAUGCAGAAGGAAAAGCCUGUUUCACUGUUCAAAGUGUGAGCGGAACAAAGGGAUACCAUCAGCUGGACUUUAAAAGUUCCUUCAACAACAAACCCAUCGAUGGUGUAUCAGUGAAUCUCACUGUCAUACCUGAUCCCAAGAAACCUGUCAGCCUGUCAGUGGAAUAUGACACCAAAGUCAAGUUUCCUGCUGGAGGCAGAUUCCCAGUAUUCUCAGUGACCGUGGUGUCUGAUGAGGGUAGCCCAAUUACAACUUUUAACCCGACUGCUGUAUCCAUGUGGCUGUGGGAGGGAGUGUCAGAAAAAACACCUCCUCAAACAGCCACUGAGCUGAAGUGUAAUAGGCCCAUGGCGAAUGACCGGAGAGACUGUUUUUACUUCAGGUAAGAAGCUUGUACAUCUUGUCUGGUCUGCUUUGUUUGACUUAUUGCAC